This is a messenger RNA of Cylindrotheca closterium, 7060 nucleotides long. Lineage: Eukaryota; Bacillariophyta; Bacillariophyceae; Bacillariales; Bacillariaceae. The record is from the annotation of a GenBank genome assembly.
AGAUGUUGAUGGUGUCAUGAACUGGUUGCGCAACGGAAAGACCGAGUCUGAGGAUCCAACUGGAGACUUUACUCGUAUUGACCAAAUGUUGCCCAAGAAGAAGGGACAAAAGCCAAAGGACCGCGCCUGUGAGAUUGAAAGUGCCCUUGACUGGAUGAGAAACAAUAAUGUUUCUCCUCAAGACGUCAAUAUGCAACCUCAAUUUGAAAAGUUGCCGUCCAUUCCAGUCACUAGAAGAUCUCCUGAAGACCGUAAGGCCGACACUGAUGAUAUUUUGGGUUGGUUGAGACAGGAUUGCAAUCCCGCCAUCGACCCAACCGGCGAAUUCACUCGCGUUGACCAGAUGUUGCCCAAGAAGAAGGGACAAAAGCCCAAGGAUCGCUCCCGUGACAUUGAAAACACCAUUGAUUGGAUGAGAUCUGUCGGUGUGAAGGCCGCAGAGGGGGAUGUUGCUCUGGGUCCAGAGAAACUUGGUUCUGUUCCAAUUUCUCGUCGAACUCCAGAAGAUCGGUUGGACGAUGUUGACCGCAUCAUGAAUUGGAUGCGUAAUCCUCAAGAUGAUUCAAUGGAUCCAACUGGAGAAUUCAUUACAGUUGACCAAAUGCUGCCAAAGAAGAAAGGACAAAAGCCCAAGGAUCGUGCCCGUGAAAUCGAGAGCACCGUUGACUGGAUGCGCAACAUGGGUGUCACUGUGGAUGAUGAGUCUGACGAACCUUUCAAUGUACUUCCAUCUAUUCCUUCGUCUAUUCGCACUCCAGAAGAGCGCAAAGACGAUGUUGAUGGUAUCAUGAACUGGCUACGCAACCCUGAUAUAAAGCUUGAUCCAACUGGCGAGUUUACUCGUUUUGAUCAAGCUCUUCCAAAAAGAGAGGGACAAACCGCAGAAGACAGAGCAACAGAAAUCGAGCAAGCUUUGGAUUGGAGCCGAAACAAUGCUAUUGGUUCGGGACCAUCCGAAGAAGACGGAGAAUUCGAUUCCGUUGGUUUGCUCGGUUCGACCCGUCGAUCUCCCGAAGAAAGGAAGGGCGAUGUUGAUGCUGUGUUGAGUUGGAUGCGUAACGGCAAGCCAGAAUCAAUGGAUCCAACUGGUGAAUUCAGCAAGGUCGAUCAGUUGUUGCCAAAGAAGAAGAAGCAAUCACCUGAUAGCCGCGCUCGUGAAAUCGAAGGUGCACUUGAUUGGAUGCGAAAUAAUGGCGUCACUCCUUCCGUUGGUGUGCCGCCCGCGGACUUUGAAAAGAUUCCCUCCCUUCCAGUGUCUCGCCGUAGUCCUGAGGAACGUGCCGAUGACGUUGGCAAUGCUUUGAACUGGCUUCGCAACCCACAGAACAAGAGCCUUGAUCCUACUGGCGAGUUUACAAAGAUCGACCAAGUUCUGCCCAAAAAGAAGGGACAAAAGCCGGAAGACCGUGCCAGAGAAAUUGAGGGCACCAUGGAUUGGAUGAGAAACAAGGGUCUCGCGCCCAGUGAAGAUGCCCCAGAAGGCAUUUUCCAGAAGCUUGGUUCGGUCCCAAUUUCUCGUCGCACCCCUGAGGAACGCAAAGGAGACGUCGAUGCUGUCAUGAACUGGAUGCGUAAUCCUCAAGAUGAUUCGGCUGACCCAACUGGUGAAUUCACUCGUGUUGACCAGUUGUUGCCAAAGAAAAAUGGACAAAAGCCCAAGGACCGUGCUCGUGAGAUUGAGGGUGCCCUUGACUGGAUGCGAAACAACGGAGUUUCGCCCACCGACGACGAGCUAAACCCAUCUUUCAGUCAGCUUCCUUCUGUUCCAGUCUCCAAGAGAUCACCUGAAGAUCGUAAGAAGGAAACAAACAAUGUUUUGAACUGGUUGCGAAACCCACAGGAUCAGAAGCUUGAUCCAACAGGAGAAUUCACCAGAGUGGACCAGAUGCUUCCGAAGAAGAAGGGACAAAAACCAGAAGAUCGCGCAAGAGAUAUUGAAGGUGCUCUUGAUUGGAUGAGGAACAAGGAUGUGAAACCCAGUGGAGAAGUCCCACAAGGCACAUUCCAGAAGCUUGGGUCCGUUCCAAUUUCUCGCCGUAGUCCUGAGGAACGCAAGAAGGAUGUUGACGCUGUCAUCAACUGGCAACGCAAUGGAAAGACAAGCCAAGAGGACCCAACUGGAGAAUUCACUCGUAUCGACCAAAUGUUGCCCAAGAAGAAGGGACAGAAGCCUGAGGAUCGUGCCCGUGAUAUCGAGGGUGCUCUCGACUGGAUGCGCAACAGCGGUGUCGAGCCCAGCAACGAAUCUCCGGAAGGCACUUUCGAGAAGCUCGGAUCUGUGCCAACUUCGCGUCGUUCACCAGAAGAUCGUGGCGAAGAACUUGAUAACGUCAUGAACUGGAUGCGCAAUGGCAAGGAUAAUCUCGAUGACACCAAUGGAGAGUUCGCAAAGAUCGAUCAAAUGCUACCCAAGAAGAAGGGCCAAAGCCCCCUUGAACGUGCCAAGGAAAUUGAAAGCGCUCUUGACUGGGUGCGUAAUGGGGCAUCCGACGAACCAGAUGAGAACACCGUGCCUCUAAGUAAAUUGGCAUCAGUUCCAAUUUCUCGUCGAAGCCCCGAAGAACGGAAGGGAGAAGUUGAUGCUAUCAUGAAUUGGCUCCGUAAUGGAAAACCCAAAUCUGAGGACCCUGAAGGCGAAUUUUCUAAGGUAGAUCAACUUCUUCCAAAGAAGAAGCAGUCCAACGAUGAUCGUGCCAGAGAUAUCGAAGGAACACUUGAUUGGAUGCGAAAUAGAGGUGUCGAACCUAGUGACGAUGCUCCAGAAGGCGCUUUUGAGACGCUUGGAUCAGUUCCGAUUUCUCGCCGUACACCAGAAGAGCGUAGCGGUGACGUUGACGACAUCUUGACUUGGAUGAGAACAAACAAGAAUGAUCAAGAUGAUCCAACUGGAGAAUUCACCAGGGUUGACCAGAUGCUACCAAAGAAGAAGGGCCAGAAGCCCGAGGAUCGCGCUCGAGAUAUCGAGAGUGCCUUGGACUGGAUGCGAAACACUGGUGUGAAGCCCAGUGAUGAUGUCCCACCAGGAACAUUCCACAAGCUUUCUAGUUUGCCUGUUUCCAAGAAGACUCCUGAAGAUCGAAAGCAAGAAACCGAUGAUGUGAUGAAUUGGCUAAGAAAUCCUAGCGACGACCAAAUGGAUCCAACAGGAGAGUUCUCCCGUAUGGAUCAAAUGCUUCCAAAGAAGAAGGGGCAGAAGCCGGAGGACCGUGCACGAGAUAUUGAAGGUGCGCUCGACUGGCACAGAAAUCACCCAGUUGAUGACGACAUCGUCGAUGAUGAAGGAGUGUUCGAGAAACUUGGUUCAAUUCCAGUUUCAAAGCGAACACCUGAGGACAGAAAGGAGGACCAAGAUGCAGUAUUGGAUUGGAUGCGAAGCGGAAAGAAUGCAACAAAGGAUCCAACUGGUGAAUUCUCAACUAUUGACCAGCUGUUGCCUCAAAAGCGACGCCAAACACCUGAGGACCGAGCUCGUGAUAUCGAAGGGAGUCUAGACUGGAUGAGGAAUAACGAUGUUCCAUCAGCGAAGGUGAAUGAGUUGCCAUAUGAAAUCGCUGGCAUGAUGAGUGCUAUUCCAAAGGGAGGAAAUGAGCACUCUCGUCCUGACGAUGAUAACCUUGACUGGAUGCGGUAUCCAGGAAGCCCGAUGGAUAUUGAGGACAACAGUCUUCCUUUCAACAGGCCAGGUGAUGUCAAUUCUAUCCCUAGAGAUGGACCACCACGUGAGGCUGAUGGUGAGAUGAAUUGGUCAAGAGACAAAAAUGAUUCAGUUCCAGGAGUUUCUGAUGAAGACUAUCAUCCGUUUGAGAAGCCUGGUAUGUUGAAUUCUAUCCCAACAUCUCGAGAGGAUAGCCCUGGACAUGAUGAUGAUAAUCUUGAUUGGAUUCGUCACCCUGGAGUUGGAACUCAAUUGGAUGAAGAGAAACUACCCUUCGAUAGACCAGGGGAAGUUCAAUCGAUUCCACGCGACGGUCUUCCAAAGAGCGAGGAAGAACCUGAAACAGACUGGACUCGCUAUCCAAACAAUAGUGUUCCUGGUGUUACAGAUGAAGCGCUUCCAUUUGACAGGCCGGAUCUGUUGAGCUCGGUACCAAAGCCGCGUGAUUCGGAUGACAAGGGAACCGAGGACAAUCUUAACUGGACUCGCUAUCCAAACCAAAAGGUGCCAGGUGUUCCAGAUGAAGAAAUGCCUUUCACCAAACCCGGAGACGUCCGAUCAAUUCCCCGACAUGGUGAAACCAAGCCGGAAGAUGAUUCCGAGUUCAUGUGGGCAAGACAUGUUCCAGAAGAUGAAUAUGAAGUAGUGCAACCAUUUGAGGCACCACCCAAAUCGAACAGGGUGUUGAGAUCAAAGAGACCAGAGGAAGAUGAUGAAGAAGACGAACUUAUGUGGAUUCGUUCUGUCUUCCCCGACUACGCACCAACUGACGAGGAAGAUGUCUUUGACCGUCCUGGUGAUCUUAGAUCCAUUCCACGAGGUGGUAAGCCUAAGACCUCAGACGAUCCUGAAUUUGGAUGGAAGAGAAGCGGUGGUAAGGUCAUUCCUGGAGUCCCAGACGACGAAGACAUUUUCAUUCGUCCUACAGUCCGUGACGUUCCACGUGACGGUAACCCUGAUGACGAAGACGAAGAUAGCAUCGGCGAAUGGUCUCGGUCGCCGAGUAGUAGAUCCUUAGUUCCUGAGGAGGAAAAUGUGUUUGAUAGACCAGGAGACAUCAGGUCAAUACCUCGUGCUGGCAAACCCCAUGAAGAAGGCUACCCCGCCCUGAGCUGGAACAGAAACCCAGCUUGGAAGAACCAAGGUGAACCGGAUGAAGAGAAUGUCUUCGAUCGCCCAGGUGAUUUGAGGUCGAUUCCACGUACUGGUCGCCCGCACGAUCAGGACUACCCAGAGAUGUUCUGGAAUAGAAAUGAUGUUUCGAGCCCAGACGAACAAUCUGACGAGGAGAAUGUCUUCGAUCGUCCUGGCGACUUGAGAUCUAUUCCUAGAGAUGGACGUCCUCGUGGUGAAAGCUAUCCUGAGAUGACCUGGGGUAGAAACGCAGUAGGUCCAAAACAGCUUAGUGCCCCUGAAGAAGAAAAUGUCUUUGAUAGACCCGGUGAUCUAAGAUCUAUCCCACGUGAUGGUAGACCAAAGGAUUCCGAUGACCCAGAGUUCGAAUGGGAGCGUCAGCCCUCGUUCAAGAGCAUUCCUGGAGUUCCUGACGAGGACAAUGUGUAUGAUCGCCCAGGAGACUUGAGAUCGAUCCCCCGUGAUGGCAGGCCAAAUGAAUUUGAUGAACCUGAGAUGAACUGGCAACGUCACUUCAGCAGCAAGUCCAUUGGAAUUAACCCUGUUGAGGAAGACUUGUUCGACCGCCCAGUUGAUGCAAGAUUGAUUCCACGUGAUGGUUCGCCUCCUGAUGAAGAGGAGGAAUUUGGCUGGCAACGCAACCCACAAUCUGACGAAUGGUACGAAGAGGAGCCUUUCGAGACUCCAACUUCUUCCACACCUGAAGUCAGAUCCAAGAUGCCCGAGGAAUUUGAUGAAGAGCCUGAAUAUGAUUGGUCUUCUGACAAGCCCGAGGAUGCUCAAUGGAAAAAGGAAGAACCAGAAUACGACUGGUCUGGAGGUCGCCCUGAUCAAUUACGUGCUGUUGAACCUGACUUCGACUGGAGUAGUGAUAAGCCCGAAGAUGCUCUGUGGAAAAAGGAGGAACCUGAAUACGACUGGAUGGUCACAAAGCCCAAUGAUGCCCUAUGGAGCAAGGAGGAGCCAAACUACGAUUGGUCUGGUGCCCGACCAUUUGACAGGCCGGAGGAUGCUUUGGUUACACUUCCUACAACCUCUCUGGACGACGACGAGCCAGGUGAAUACAACAAACCUUUCGACGAUAUCUCUGAAUACACCGAACUAGGUGAAGACAAGCCAAGACCUGUGACAGGCGUACCAUGUGCAGCAUGGACAAUGCUCGCUCUUGGUGCUGCUGCUGGUGGUGCAAUGACCAGUGGAACUGCCCCACAAGGUGCCGCAGUUGCAAGUCAAUUUGCAAAUAACAACAGUGUUGGUUCUACCACUGAUAGGCUCUACCCUGAUCCAGGAGCUUUACCCAAUUGUUCAACUGAUGCCAACUGUCAGAUCAUCAUGGAUGGUCUUUCACCUGUUCUUCCUCCCGAUGUUUUGGGAUUGUUUGACUUGCCUGGAACAUGUCAAACAAAGGCUCGUGAUUGGUUGCGUACAGGCAAGGACAUUCUCGAGUUCAAGGCAGAGCGUAUCCGCCAACGAUACGCCAUGAGUGUCUUCUUCUGUGAGAUGGACGGUGGAGACUGGAUUACAGGUGAUUCUUGGUUGUCCGACCUUCACGAGUGCGAUUGGUACAACAAGGUCGGACUUGAUCCGUGCAACAGACGUGAACAAAUGGAGAUGCUCCGUGUGACUGAUAAUGGUUUGGCUGGUACUUUGCCAGUCGAGCUGUUCAUUCUUUCCAAUCUCUACGAAUUCACUCUCGCAAAUAACAUGAUGUCUGGUACAUUGCCACAACUAUUUGACAAGUUCAAGGAGCUUGAUACUCUUGUGAUUCCAUUCAAUCAAUUCGAGGGAUCCUUCCCACACCAAAUCUGGGAAUACCCUGAUAUGGUAUACCUUGAUGUUGCCUACAAUGGUUUCACUGGUACAAUCCCCACGGAUAUUGACACCAGAAUGCCCAACUUGCAAGUGGUGUUCUUGGAGAAUAACAAUUUGUCUGGACCUAUUCCUGAGAACUUAGGUAACCUCAAACAGUUGCACAGAUUGCAUCUCGACGAUAACAAGUUCACUGGAAAGAUUCCUCCAACUCUUGGAUUGCCACCUCGCAUCAGCGAGCUUCUCCUUCACGAUAACCUUCUCACUGGAGAGGUACCAAAGGAGCUUGGUGAUCUGAACCGAUUGCAAUUGUUGACUCUUCACUACAACUCGUUCGAUGAACAAACCAUUGACGAGCACAUCUGUGACUUGAUGUACAACAAACAGUUGGAGUUGGCAACUGUCGACAAGGCAACCAUUAGCUGUGGCUGUUGUUCUCCAGGAGAAGAGUCUUUCGUAUAG